AUGGAAUCGUUUGUCAACUUCCACCCUUUCCCCAGCAUCUUCAAAGACAGCCCACUCCAGGCCCUCGUUGGCUCUGAGAAAAAAAGUCUACUACAUCCAUCCCGGAGUCUUCUCAUGCAGCGGUUCCCCUAUACCAUUUUAUGCGUCUUGAAUUACCUCUACACCCGGACUUAUGACGUGCUUCACCGGAGUCCAGCUACCAAAGAAAAUCAAGAAUGCAGAAAGGAAGAUAGAGCUCAAGUUGCGAUGUCAAAAUCCUCAAGUUGGUCUCAAUUCCUAUCCUCCUCCGACUCAAACACUGAGGCCCACAAUGAAGCAUUACUGGAACGACCGGCAAAUCAAUUAAGACGAUCUUUACAAACUAGCUCGCAGUCGAAGACCAAGAAGGCGGAAGAGAACGUUGAUGGGCCGUCGAGUAAGCGAGGAACCAUUUUUGAUGAGCACCUUGGCAAUAUCGCUCUCCUGCAUGCUAAGGUUUACUGCUUCGCGCAUCAAUUUAUGUUUUCCGAGCUUGAAGAAUUAUCCUGCCAGCGGUUGAAGCAGGUUCUUCACGAAUCCGAUGUCCCCUCUGAUUUAUUUUUCCGACCCCUCGCUGAAGCCAUACGUCUCGUCUAUGGUUCAACUCUAGCACAAGACAGCACCAAUCCAGCUCGAACAUUACUCUAUCAAUAUGUGGCCUUCAAUUACCCCAGACUGUCGGACGCGAUUCUAGGCCCCCUUGUUGCGGAAGGGGGCGACUUUGCUGUUGAUCUCUCUCGCAAAUUAGCUGAAAAAGCACAGUCCUAUCACUCUUGCAUUGAAAAGCUGGAAGCAAAAUUGAAGACCCUGGAGCUUCGGGACAUAGAGCGCACUUUAAAACUGUCCGAAUCGAUGGGUCUUUGGAGUAUGAUGCACCAAUCUUGA
Molecule: messenger RNA, 903 nt
Organism: Penicillium malachiteum
Lineage: Eukaryota; Fungi; Ascomycota; Eurotiomycetes; Eurotiales; Aspergillaceae
Exons: 4
Coding region: 1-903 (300 amino acids)
Source: RefSeq, a predicted model, not a curated record